Gongylonema pulchrum is the source of this 426-nucleotide messenger RNA. Lineage: Eukaryota; Metazoa; Nematoda; Chromadorea; Rhabditida; Gongylonematidae. The record is from the annotation of a GenBank genome assembly.
AUGAAGUUAUCGAGCCGAACUGCUCCUCAAGUAUACCUGGCCCUCCAUCAACUUCAAGCGGCUUAUGCUCCACAGCAGCGACACCAGAUGAUUUAUCUGUCUUCGCUGGAUGAAGUUAUCGAGCCGAACUGCUCCUCAAAUAUACCUGGCCCUCCAUCAACUUCAAGCGGGUUAUGCUCCACAGCAGCGACGCCAGGUUGCUGUGCUUCUUGCGCGCUUCCAAUAACGGACCAGUAUUUCCUGCUCAUGAACGAUGAAAGUUGGCACUGCGAAUGCCUUCGAUGCUGCAUAUGUCGCUGCUCACUUCACGGUGCAUCCAAGUGUUAUUAUAAGGAUGGAAUGGUACUGUGUCGGAACGAUUACAUUGCGUACGAAUUUUACUUUCACUACUUAUGUCUUCGCAAGCUGGAGUUCGAAACUUCUUAA